Botrytis deweyae is the source of this 402-nucleotide messenger RNA. RefSeq lists its product as uncharacterized. Lineage: Eukaryota; Fungi; Ascomycota; Leotiomycetes; Helotiales; Sclerotiniaceae. The coding region runs from base 1 to 402 and encodes 133 amino acids. The record is from RefSeq and is a predicted model, not a curated record. The transcript has 2 exons.
AUGACUUUUGAUAGUCGAGACGACGACUUUGAUCGAAUGGAGGAGAUAUUAUCUUACUUCAUUCGUUGGGGAAUGGGAAUUACGCUUAGUCAUGCUGAUUAUAAAUCAAUACAGCAAUAUGACUUUACGAUGGGAAACAUACUUGACUUAACAAAUGACUAUUUUAGCUGGAAUACUAAGAAAAAUCAGACUACAGAUCGAAUCAGGAACGGAGUGAGAGUACUAAUCAAACAGUAUAAAAUAUCACCUGAUGCUGCAAAAUCAUUACUUCUCGGAUUGAUAGUUGAGGAAGAAAGCAAAGCUGUCAGACUCAAGAAAGAGCGCUUGAAGCGACUAGUUUUACGCGAGUUAUCUAUAUACUUUAAAGCUAUUAAGCUCUAUAUUGGUAGAAGUUGCUUUUGA